Molecule: messenger RNA, 3501 nt
Organism: Punctularia strigosozonata HHB-11173 SS5
Lineage: Eukaryota; Fungi; Basidiomycota; Agaricomycetes; Corticiales; Punctulariaceae
Exons: 12
Coding region: 169-2205 (678 amino acids)
Biological process (GO): DNA-templated transcription; regulation of transcription by RNA polymerase II
Cellular component (GO): chromatin
Molecular function (GO): DNA-binding transcription factor activity, RNA polymerase II-specific; RNA polymerase II cis-regulatory region sequence-specific DNA binding; zinc ion binding
Source: RefSeq, a predicted model, not a curated record
AGAUCAGCCGCAACCCAGCAAAAGCCAACGUAAUCACGGCAGGCGCGUACAGCCACAUCUCUGCAUAACAUUAUUGCCUGGUCUCUGUUGUCGUGUUGUUCUAACCACGGCAGUACUACGGACUUCGCUAGUGCUUCACCUCAUUACUGUCUCCUUUUUGCGACCAGGAUGGAGAAUGCAUCGGCUGGAUCAUCGCAAGCCAGCCCCUCGACGUCGCGACAGAAGGGCUUGGACAUCUCGUCCAAGAUGCGACGGCACAGUGGCAAUGUGCCCGUCCUUCCGCAGACCAAACAGUGUCCGUACUGCGAAGCCAAAUUUACGCGUACCACGCACCUGAAUAGACACAUAAAGACCCAUACUCGGGAGGGCAUGGUUACAUGUGAACUCUGCCAAGCACAGUUUACUCGCGGUGAUCUGCUUUCUCGCCACAAGAGGUCAUGCAUGAAGGGAUUAGCGCGUCGAGGCGUGCGUCAGGCUCCUGAAUCAACCAACGAGAAGGUGGAAUCAUCGGAGGCGACCUUCGCUGGAUCCUCUGCUGAUGACCUGAGGCAAUGUCUAUUAAACCUGGCGCCCUCCGAUCCUUCGAAGUGUGAUUCUACCUCCACUCUCGUCUCGCCGUCACCUUCUGAUGUAACGGGUCCAACGACCGAUCUGACAUACACCAACAAUACCGAAGUUGCCGGGAACGCAGCCAGGGGUUUUGUGCCGCAAUCUCCCGGGAGCAUGUUCGAUAUGCUGUUCAACGACGUCUUCUCACCUCCUACCGUACCUUCAUCUUCAUCCUCCACCAACGAAUACGAAGGUGCAGCCAUGAGCAAUCCGGAGAUGGUGCCGUUCAGCGUACCUAGUGGCCAACCCUUGCCAUCGUUCAAUCCAUUCACUGGAGUCUCUACACUACUACCGCCUCCUAACUUUGCUAUCACUCAAUCGGAAAAAGAAAGGGAGAUGGAGCAUUACGAGUUCUUGUUCUAUACCGAAUUCCUCGACCAAGCGCCCCUGUACCAUAUACCUACCUUGUCUGGCCAAACGAAACCCCAGAUUCUUACCGAUACUAUUCGUGCAUGUGGCGCCCUGUUCGUCCGAACAGGGAAAGCGAGCGCGUUUACAAACAGUGUACUUGCUUCGGAGCGAGAGCACCUAGCCCGCGAGUUUGCGUUCAAUCAUGCGAACGCGGACGAUCUCUUUCCUCUCGUGCUUGCAGUGUCGCUAUUACAGAUGAUCGGCCUUUUCCACCAGAAUGCGAACGAACGUGCAACCUCGAACUUGUUCCACGGGAUGCUUGUGAUGUUGAUUCGACGAGCUGGACUUCUGCAACGAAACGCAAAAUGGCAACCGCUCGAGAUCGAUCCAAGCAACCCCUCAUCCAUCGACGCGGCGUGGCGCGAUUGGGCAAGACACGAAAAUAUGAAACGUGCGUUAUUGGUCUCCUACCUGCAUGAUAUCAUGCACCGGGCCAGCUUUGCAUUGCCCACAUGUUACGUGGAAUCGGAGAUGGUACUACAUUUCCCUUCGGAACCCAAGCUGUGGGCAGCCCGGACGGCGACCGAGUGGUACGCCGUACUCAACGAACCGUCCGCCUACGGAUCAAUGCGCAAUCGUCUCAUGGGCAUACCCACACAACCCACCCUGGCCAAACUUCGAAACUAUCGUGGUCACCCUUCCGAACUCGACAUCAGGCUACCGCCGAUGGCUCAUCUCUUCAUCUUGAAGUUAUGUCUCGGCGAGAUAUAUGCGCUGGCCGCCCCAUAUAUGGAACCGCUGUCGGAGAAAGAUAAGGAACAGAGGGUCUUCGAGAUGCAAUACUUUCUUCAUAACUGGGUGGGGGCGUGGCUAGCCGGCCCGGAAACACCCCCAAAAGAAGAAGAGCCUAUUUUCUACCACAACGCGCUGCCGCACUACUGGGUUGCCCAAAUUUCGCUUAUGGCGUAUCAGGAGGACAUGCCGCCAUUCCAGAGUGGCUCAGCGAGCAGAACGGAUACGGACGCGCGGUUCAGGCUUAUCAACUGGUGGGCCAGGUGUGUCCGCAAGUUCCUGCGAUCCGCUGGAAAGGAGGGAGUGAAGUUCGGAUCGACGGUCGUCUGGGACGAGAUGAUGAAGAUUAGAUUGGACGCCUGGAAGUUCGAAAUGGAAGGCGCCAACCCCGUUUAUGACGAGAGCCGGGACGGUAUCCUAGACUUGUUCGCGAACAUCAGUGGCCGAGGUUGAAUCCUUCUGUUCUGGAGAAAUGAUACGGGGAAUGUAUAUAUACGGUGUACAGAUAUGGACGGCAAUAAUGCGCAAGUAAUGCACAAUGGAUACGCGAUUCAGUGAACGCAGUGCAGAAGUCGCGUAAUAUGUCAUCUGCACACGAUCCACCUCCCUUCAGCGCCCUCCUUUUGCUCCAGACCACCCGCCCUCUCCUUCUCACCUAGCCAGAUGUCGAGCUCCCUUCCAUCAACCAAACAGAGCGACGUCUGAAGCCAGAGCCGCGUUUCACUUCCGGGAUGACAUGCCCAUUCACGGUAUGCGAUACGAAAGGCCGACCAAGCUGAUUCCCGAGCACUGCUGCGAAGUCGAUAUAUCAGAUGGUGCAGCGCCGCAGAAGCAGAGGUGUACGCCGUCGGGAACGGAGAAUGUGUUUCCCAGACAGGGAAGGGUGAUGGAGAAUUGGAGCCUUGCAAUGUCAGCGCCUGAACGGAUGAUGCCAAAGCCUCGACGGGCGACGGUCCCGCGAUACGAAGCAUCUCAUCAACGACGGACUGAGUCGUCAGACGUCCGAAAGCGACCCAAUUGCGUCGUCGAAGGGUCAGCGCAAUUUGCUGGAUCCAUGAGAUGGGACAACGUCGGAUGGCGGCUAAACCUUGGACGACAAGCUGUUCGUGUAGUGGGUUGGUUGAACGUGCCUCUGUAGCUGAGCCCAUCAGAUCCUUUGGGAGGGAACGUAGGUAUGCACGAUAGGAAACUUGUGAAGGAUAAUAUGCGUCCAAGUGGUACGCCAUGGAGAGCACUAGGGUCAAGGUGACCGCAGGUCCGUCCCUGCCGUAUGAACUGGACGCAUCCCGUCCGGGCGAGGCAUCUUGUCGCAGCGACGACACAUAGAGGCCAGGCAAGGGUCCGAGAGCAGAGAGGACUUGCGCAGGGGAAUUGAAGAGAAUGGCGUAGUGUGAAGAUGUUUCGUGUACUUCGAUAGCAAAUGCGUCCACCCUUUUUGACGCUGUAAUGCCCUCUCGAAGUUUUCGAAAUAGAAUCAAGAGAUUGCCGCGGGCAUCAUCCCGUUGACGUAGUUCAUGUUGUUGAAAGACCCUCUCCGAUGUUCCCCAUUUCCGGUGGUAAUCGUCCAGCUUUCCCUGGAUGAACGUCCUAUAUCGCUCCUGAGUCUUGAAGUCUUUCAGACUGAAUGGUGUUCACCAGCAUGCGCAUAUCGGUGCGCCGCUCGUGAACCGCAAAUCCAGGAGCGAACUCACGCAUCGCCGUCCUUAUCGAGACCGCUGCUCCGGCUCACAGAUGCUAUCAAGUCCAUCC